Meira miltonrushii is the source of this 1425-nucleotide messenger RNA. RefSeq lists its product as uncharacterized. The record is from RefSeq and is a predicted model, not a curated record. Gene Ontology annotation, biological process: protein insertion into mitochondrial outer membrane. NCBI's taxonomy places the organism in Eukaryota, Fungi, Basidiomycota, Exobasidiomycetes, Exobasidiales, Brachybasidiaceae. Gene Ontology annotation, cellular component: SAM complex; outer membrane. The transcript has a single exon. The annotation marks the transcript as partial.
CUACGAUUGGCGGCCAUUCGAAUUGAGGGUGCAAAAGAGAUGAGGAAGUCUUUCCUGACAAGGAUAUGUAGACCCUAUACAGAUGCAGCACUAACACCAACAUUUCUCAAUCGAUUCAUCUAUGGACAUCGAUUAGAUCAGAUCAUGCCUGGACAAUCCACUACUUUGCCCGGUCUGAUAGGACUACUUGGAUCGAUUGGAAAUGAUUUGGGAGGAUUAGAUGCUUUUGCCGAUAUUCAAGCAAGCCUUCAGCCUUCACUCGUUGUCAAUUCGAUAGACCCUUCAAGCCCACUAAUAGCGAGCGAGGAAGAUGUCGAUGUCGUAUUCACUUGCAAGCAGAAACCCAGAUUCUUUUUAAAGACCAGUACGGACGUUGGGAAUGGUGAAGGAAAUGCUGCUAUUCAGGCUAGAAUACGAAAUGUGUUUGGAGGUGCGGAACAAGCGGAAUUCUCUGCAACAACUGGAACGAGAACUAGGCAAGCAUUUAACGCUUCUUUAAGUUGGCCUAUGUUUGCCCUUCCGGAUCAUUUAUUCACUGCAAGUGCAUAUGCUCAAGAUAGAGAUCUUUCUGCCUUUUCCAGCGUAACAGAAGGAUCAAGAGGUGCAAAGUUGGCCAUGCGAUUCAAUCGAUCUAUGGUAGGAGGCGGUAUUCAUGAAUUCGCAUACGAGCUCGCACAUCGGCAUUUGGGAAGGCUGAAGCCAACUGCUUCAUUGAGUAUGCGUUAUGCUGCCGGACACUCUAUCAAGAGCAGUAUCAGCCAUACAUUCACGCAUGAUACCCGAGAUGAUACGUGUAUGGCAACUAGUGGAGCACUUUUCAAAACUUUGUGCGAAUAUGCUGGUCUAGGAGGAGAUCAGCAGCACGUAAAAGCAGAGGUAGAAACUCAACUUUCGCGCCGUUUUGGAAUGCUUUCUGGUUUGGACGACGACUUUGCCGUUUCCUUCUCUGCUCGAACUGGAUUCCUGUCAUCAUUGAAUGGAAGAUCGCCUGCAUUCAGUGACAGAUUUCAGCUAGGUGGACCUACAAGUGUUCGAAUGUUUCGGUACAAUUCCCUUGGACCUAAAGACGGUUUGGACUCUUUAGGAGGAGAUGCAUACCUUUCUACGGGCACAUCACUUAUUGCACCCUUUUGGCCUGGUAAGGCUCAUUGGCCAUUGAAGUGGCACGCAUUCGUCAAUGCCGGUCAACUCGUUCAACUUGACCACAGCAAACUAGCCAAUGCUAACACAACAAUCUCUAAUGGUAACAUCUCCGCAGUUUGGAAUGAUAUGAUUUCCAAACCAUCUUGUAGUACAGGCGUUGGAUUGAUGAUCCGACAAGGUGGCCUUCGUGCCGAGAUUAACGUUGGUGUUCCGCUCACGAUUCGUAAAGGCGAUGGAGCAAGAAAAGGCGUUCAAUUGGGAAUCGGGAUCGACUUUUUGUAA